CUGAUAGGUGGCACUGACUGGCACUCAUGGGUUACACUGAAAGGCAGCUCAGAUGGGCACUGAUAUGUGGCAUUGAUGUGCACUGGUAGGCACUGAUAUGUGGCAUUGAUGUGGCACUGAUGGGCACUGGCACUAGGCACUGAUGGACACUGACAAGUGGCACUGCUGGGGCUACACUGAUCAUCAGGGCACACUGAUCAUCAGUGCUCUGCUGCUCUCCUCUCCUCUUCUCUGUCAGCUUGACAGCUCGAGAGGAGAGAAAUGCCAAUAACCGGCAUU
Staurois parvus is the source of this 279-nucleotide messenger RNA. The record is from the annotation of a GenBank genome assembly. Lineage: Eukaryota; Metazoa; Chordata; Amphibia; Anura; Ranidae.